ACAUAACGGAUUACAGAUGAUGAAACAACAGUAAGGAACACUUCUUCUGCCUGAUCUGAGGCGAUCAAAAAAGUCUACUCCUACUUGACAAUUGAUCCAUAUAUAACCACAUCUCAGCGCCAGCCGGCCGGCAGAAAGCAUUCCAUCACCACUACACAUCGUCAUAGUCCAGCUAGCCAGCGGACAAUUGAUCCAUAUAUCAACCACUGCAACCAAUGGCUGACGAUUUUCUCUCCAGCCAGCCACAACCAUGGCCGCCUCUUCUUCAGUUAUCAGCUGCUGUGCUCUUCUUCCUCCUCCCCCUCCUCUACCUGCUCUUCCUCAGGGGCAGCAAUGGCGAAGUACGGGGCCGACAGGGAAACUCUGCUUCUGCUCCUUCCCUGCCGGGGCCCUGCCGCCAGCUGCCGGUGCUGGGCAACCUGCUCCAGAUCGGCAGCCGGCCACACCGCUAUUUCCAAGCCGUGUCGCGGAGGUAUGGCCCGGUGGUGCAGGUGCAGCUCGGCGGUGUCCGUACGGUGGUGGUCCAUUCGCCGGAGGCGGCCGAGGAUGUUCUCCGCACGAACGACGUGCACUGCUGCAGCCGGCCGCCCUCACCAGGUCCACGGAUGCUGAGCUACAACUACCUGGACGUGGCCUUCGCCCCCUACAGCGACUACUGGCGUGAGAUGAGGAAGCUCUUCGUCGUCGAGCUGACCAGUGUGAGCCGCGUCCGCUCCUUCGCCUACGCGCGGGCCGCCGAGGUCGCCCGCCUCGUCGACACCCUCGCCGCCUCCCCGCCAGGCGUCCCCGUCGACCUCAGCUGCGCGCUGUACCAACUCCUCGACGGCAUCAUCGGUACGGUGGCCUUCGGGAAGGGGUACGGCGCGGCGCAGUGGUCGACGGAGCGGGCCGUGUUCCAGGACGUGCUGAGCGAGCUGCUGCUCGUGCUCGGCAGCUUCAGCUUCGAGGAUUUCUUCCCGUCGUCGGCGCUGGCGCGGUGGGCCGAUGCCCUCGCGGGGGUGGAACGGAGGCGGAGGCGGAUAUUCCGGCAGGUCGACGGCUUCCUCGACUCGGUGAUCGACAAGCACCUCGAGCCCGAGAGGCUGAGUGCAGGGGUGCAGGAAGACAUGGUCGACGCGCUGGUGAAGAUGUGGAGGGAGCAGCAGGAUAGGCCAUCUGGAGUACUAACGCGCGAGCAUAUCAAGGCAAUCUUGAUGAAUACAUUUGCUGGAGGAAUUGACACAACUGCUAUAACUGCAAUUUGGAUAAUGUCCGAGAUCAUGAGGAAUCCAAGGGUGAUGCAAAAGGCACGAGCUGAAGUUCGCAACACCGUGAAAAACAAACCACUGGUAGAUGAAGAAGAUAGCCAAAACCUCAAGUACCUCGAGAUGAUAAUAAAAGAAAAUUUUAGGCUGCACCCACCAGGGAACUUGUUGGUUCCAAGACAAACCAUGCAACCGUGCUUGAUUGGUGGAUACAAUGUGCCAUCAGGAACAAGGGUGUUUAUAAACAUAUGGGCAAUGGGAAGAGGUCCUAUGAUAUGGGACAAUCCAGAGGAAUUCUACCCAGAGAGGUUUGAGGACAGAAAUAUGGAUUUUAGAGGCUCCAACUUUGAGCUUGUUCCAUUUGGCUCAGGGAGAAGGAUUUGUCCUGGUGUUGCCAUGGCUGUGACUAGUUUAGAGCUUGUAGUGGCCAAUUUGUUGUAUUGCUUUGAUUGGAAACUUCCAAAGGGAAUGAAGGAAGAAGAUAUUGAUAUGGAGGAAAUAGGGCAGAUUUCUUUUCGCCGGAAAGUGGAACUUUUUAUUGUGCCUGUGAAACAUGAACAAUAUCAGCUUAUGGGACACAUAAAUUAAUAUGCAAUUGAAAUAAAUUUCCUAUAAUAUUUUCAUCUCAUAGACAUAUUUUAUUUUUCCCCUUAUAGUUUUGUGUUGUCAUGCUUUAAUUCUUUAAAAUUUUAAGGAACAACCUAGAUUAUGUUGUUUAGCUAUGGCAUUGGCCUGAUUUUCAUACCUUAUUUAAGUUAUUAUUUAAAAUUGGUCCAUCAACUCUCAAAACUAUUCAUGUUUUAUCUAUGGGCCUAAUCUAAGGUGGUUCUUUUU
This is a messenger RNA of Oryza sativa Japonica Group (Japanese rice), 2078 nucleotides long. Its product is annotated as 4-hydroxyphenylacetaldehyde oxime monooxygenase. Gene Ontology annotation, molecular function: iron ion binding; monooxygenase activity; heme binding. The record is from RefSeq and is a predicted model, not a curated record. NCBI's taxonomy places the organism in Eukaryota, Viridiplantae, Streptophyta, Magnoliopsida, Poales, Poaceae.